This is a messenger RNA of Anopheles nili, 1444 nucleotides long. RefSeq names its product nuclear envelope integral membrane protein-like. Gene Ontology annotation, cellular component: nuclear envelope. The record is from RefSeq and is a predicted model, not a curated record. Lineage: Eukaryota; Metazoa; Arthropoda; Insecta; Diptera; Culicidae. The transcript has 2 exons. Bases 1 to 1197 code for a protein of 398 amino acids.
AUGGACGCAUGCUGGGCAAAAGAAGCCGAUAGCAAGAAAGGAGGCGUAACGUUCCUGGAACCGGGACGCGUCCUGACGUACACGCCAGACGAAUGGAGCAUAUACAAGCCGGGGCUUGUGAUUUACUGUUACCCGGGACAACCACCGACGUUACCGAAUGUAUUCUGCACCGUCUCGAUUCGCAUGCAGUGUGACCACGAAAAUUUCAACCAGUACCCGGGAAGCGUUCCGGCCGAAGUCGAGAAACACUGGCGCGAUGAUCAGAGUUUGUUCAGCUUCAACGUGUUCGCCUCACGCAAACGAAGACAGGUUGAGCUGGAACCGUUCAAUCAGAGCUGUCUCGGCGUCGUCUCCGCCGGAAAGUACGACAUCGAGGUGGUACUGAACCGGUUCGAUCUGUGGCGUGUGGGGAUGCUCAUGUUCGGCGUGAUGCUGUUCUUCACCGCGCAACCGAUGAGCCAAAACCCGCUGUUCUACUACACCGGGGGCAUUCUGAUUGGGCUGACUUCCUUUGCCCUGGCGCUGGUGUAUAUGUUCAGCAAGCUGAUGCCAUACCGUCCCCUCAUGGUGGGUGUGAUGGUCGGAGGCUGGACGCUCGGAUUUUACGGCAUGCAGAUACUGUACGAAAACUUGCGGCUCAUCUUCGUGCUCUACCAGCACUACGUGUUCUGGUACUUGGCCGUGGUGGGCACCAUCAGCUUUCUAGUGUGUUAUCGUCUCGGUCCACCUAUGAACCACCGCAGCAAGCAGGUCAUCCAAUGGACCCUCCAGCUGAUCGGACUCACGAUGGUGUUCUUCUGUAGCUACCAGCGGACGUUCUCGACAGGGCUGGUACUAGUCGUUAUGGCGGUAUACUGGCACGCCGCCCCGUUAAGCGUGAUUCGAUGGAUUGGUGGCCGUUUCCGGAGUCGCUUUCCCGGUCGCCGCCGCUUACUGACAGUGGAUGAGUUUGAUGAAAUGGGGCGGGUUGAAACGGACCGGGCUCUUAACGAGUUGCGCGAGUACUGCCGCAGUCCGGAGUGCAAGCAGUGGACAACCAUGAUGAGGUUGCGCGAUCCGGUGCGGUUUGCAUCCUUCGUCGAGGGCACACCACACGUGCUAGACGACGAGUGCUUCGAGUACGACAGUAUCCAUUCGACGCGCAGUGAUCACGACUCGGAAGAUCUGAUGGACUCCAGCGAGGAAGAGGCCGACUGAGCUGAAUGGACAAACUGGUGAGCAAAACCACCCAAUGAACCCCGUCAAAUUGGAAUCUAAAAUAAAAUAAUAACCUGAAGCGUAAAAUGAAGAAAAAAAUCACAAUAACAUCACCUCUUACGUGUGCAGUUUGCUUUUAAACAAAAGGUUGAAAAUGAGAUCGUAAAAAAUACUCAAAGCAGGAUUUAUUUAUGCAGGUAUUCUUUCGCAAAAAUUAUGGAUAAAGUAGAUUACCUUUUCAAGUCAA